Molecule: messenger RNA, 1586 nt
Organism: Cynoglossus semilaevis (tongue sole)
Lineage: Eukaryota; Metazoa; Chordata; Actinopteri; Pleuronectiformes; Cynoglossidae
Gene: ntmt1
Product: N-terminal Xaa-Pro-Lys N-methyltransferase 1
Exons: 4
Coding region: 138-806 (222 amino acids)
Biological process (GO): N-terminal protein amino acid methylation
Cellular component (GO): cytoplasm
Molecular function (GO): N-terminal protein N-methyltransferase activity
Source: RefSeq, a predicted model, not a curated record
UUUUUCCUUUGAUCCAAAUAAGGAUAUGACGUAGUGUGUGUCUGUAAUGGGAACACCGAGGCUCUCGGAGAGCAGAGACACACACCGGGUGAUGAGACUCAGGAGGAGGGAGUGGAGGUGACACGUUGGAGAGCAGGAUGGGGGACAUAAAACAUGACGAAACUAACUUCUACUCCAAUGCUGAGGACUACUGGAGGGAGAUUCCUGCCACGGUGGAUGGAAUGCUGGGAGGCUACGGCUCCAUCUCCAGCAUUGACAUCAAUGGAUCGAAAACAUUCCUGAAGAAAUUCCUGGGUGAGGGUGAGGGUAAGACAGGCACGAGCUGUGCCCUGGACUGUGGCGCCGGCAUUGGGAGGAUCACCAAACGUCUUCUUCUGCCGCUGUUCACCACCGUGGACUUGGUAGACGUGACUCAGGAGUUCCUGGACAAAGCCAAGUCCUACCUGGGAGAGGAGGCCAAAAGGGUGGGUCACUACUUCUGCAGUGGCCUGCAGGACUUUGUUCCAGAGGCUGGACGAUACGACGUCAUCUGGAUCCAGUGGGUCAUCGGUCACCUGACAGACAGCCACCUAGUUGAGUUCCUGCGGCGUUGUCAGAAAGCCAUAAAGCCCAACGGCCUCAUUAUCAUCAAGGACAACGUGUCGUAUGAGGGCGUGGUCCCCGACGAGGUGGACAGCAGCGUGUGUCGAGACCUGGCAAUAGUUCGUAGUCUGGUGGCCACGGCGGGCCUUCGCAUAAUCCACGAGGAGCAGCAAGUGGACUUCCCUAAGGAGAUUUACCAGGUCCACACACUGGCGCUCAGAUAGAGGAAGCAGCAGCUCAUGUGACCGGAAGUGGCUUCUCCUUUUCUUCACCAUGUUUCUAAUGUGAAAAUGGCAUUUUCCUUUUAUUUUAUUUUUUUAAUUUCUCAAACACACCCACAGUCAGUUACCUGUGGGUGGGUGUUUGUGUGUGAUGUGUCACAUGACCUCUGCCUAUGUCAAAGACAAACCCAUGACAAUUAGGACAGAGAUCUUGUUUGGUUAAAGACCUUAAAGCGACAGUUCAGGUAUUUCUGAAACACAGUGUAUUAUAUACAAAAUGGCCGCCUCCCUCAAAAGGUCCUCAGAGAAAAUGAGAAAUUUAACUUCACACUACACAGCCUGUGUGUUUGUGUGUGUUGUGCACCGAUGAUACAAGUGUUACAACAUCAUAUCAAAAUCCUGAACUAUUCCUUUAGUACCAAGCACACGACGUUUCUAAAAACUCAUAUCGAAGACCAGACAGAAAGUGAAACUGAUUUCAGUCAUUUCAUGGCACAUUUGGUCGUUUUUACAAGUGUCAACUUUUUAAAUGUUUACAGCUCCUCCAUACAUGAUGUGUGUAUACAUGAUGUUUAGUUUUCCACUGGGCACGACAUGGACCUGUACAGCACAGAGUUCAUCCGUACACAUCGUCCAGGCAGUGAAAUGUCUGCAGCAUCUUCCCACGGGAAAAAACAAGUGCGAAAAUGUUCACGAUCGAUUGAGUUUGUGUGGAUUUUACAGAUUUACGAUACUCGAACUUUUUCCUCCAGUGCGUUUAAAACUAAUAGGCAGAUGAAAAAA